AUGGACGCCCCAGAGGAUCGCGAUGUCAAGCUGCAGAAGGUGUCUGGGGGUCUCCUGGCCCAGUUCGACGAGCGUCUGCCCCAGCUAUUGCAGACCGAAGACGGCGAAGGUGGCCGGAGGAGAAGAAGCACCGUCGACAGCUUGAUUAGCCUUAUCGAACCGUUCCAAGAAUCUCCACAGCUGCUUGACCCAUACCUACAGUCCUAUCUCACCCAGCUCACUGAAGUCUUCCUUGCUCAACUACCCAAACAGUCCACUGCCCCCCCGGAAUCGCCCUCGGAGGAGGAGAAGACCAGCUUCAACUCACCGCUAUCACUCCACGAUGGAGUCUCAAAACUGCUGUACACGCUCUGCAAAAUCCGCGGGCCCAAGAUCAUCUCCCGCUUCCUCCCCAACGAGCCCCGUUGGCUGGAGCCAUUGUGUGUCUUUGCUACAGCUGAAACCCCCGAUCGUUCGUGGGAGCUCCGUUAUGUACUUCUAUUAUGGCUCAGCCAUCUACUUCUGACCCCGUUCGACCUCAGCACCAUAUCAGACCCCUCCAUAGCUUCCCCGGCUCUCCCUGAGCAGCUUGAUCUACCAAACCUCCCAUCCCUCUCCCGGCGAUUGUUGGCGCUAGGGAUCACCCAUCUCUCGUCCCCAGGUAAUCGUGAGAGCGACGCCGCAUCACUCCUGCUUGACCGCCUAUGUCUACGCAAAGAUAUGCGCGCCCUUGGGCUUCUGUCCGCACUAGUUACCUGGUGUCUUAAUUCCUUUAAACCAAGUACCGCUGCCACAACUAUGGCUGCCGCCUCAAAUACCCUUUUCAUGAAGACCGCGAUUCUACGUGUUCUUGCUGGUAUCCUUGCACAGGGAGACCGCGAAAUCGUUUCUGAAUUCGCGCCCAGAAUCUUCACACUGGCAAAGAAGCUCGAGGCCGUUGACGGCGAGGAGUGGAAUUCUGCCAAUGUCCGGAGACUGGGGAUGAAGAUUUACCGCUGGGUAGCUAUCCUAUCACUCGCGCCUGAGGGAGAGGAGGAUGGAGAGGAGGGGGGUAAUGUCGUGGAAGAUAUAGUCGAGCGAUUGCUAUCCUGUCUUGGUGACAAAGAUACUGCUGUCCGCUUUGGAGCGUCUAAGUCCCUCGCAGUCAUAUCCCGGAAGCUCCCUCCAGACCUUGCGGGAGAGGUUCUGGAGGCUGUUAUGGGCAUUUACGAGGAAGAUGUCUUCUAUUACCCAGCACACGGCGAAAACAGGCAAAAGAUACUCUCCGCCGUAACAGCAGAGAAGUGGCAUGGUGCAACCCUUACACUAGCAACUUUCCUACGACAGCGUGCUGUAAGAAGCACAGACGUACUCGAGAGAGUUGUGCGGAGCAUCAUUGACUCCCUGCAUUUUGAGCAGCGCCGUGCCACUUUUGCACUGGGCGGGAAUGUCCGCGAUGCAGCUUGUUAUGCUGCGUGGAGCUUGGCAAGGUCAUAUACUACAGACGAGUUGCUUGCCGUGGGUGAUAUCGAUGGGCAUGGGAAUGUGCAGCAGCUCCUGGCCACGGAAUUGGCAGUGGCUGGAUGCCUGGACCCACUCGGAAACAUUCGAAGAGCCGCUUCUGCAGCAUUGCAGGAGCUUAUUGGAAGACAUCCAAAUACUACCAUCGAAGGUAUUCGUGUCGUGCAGGUUGUAGACUACAACGCUGUGGCUUUGCGGAGAAGGAGUGUGAUCACAGUAGCUGAAGAGAUUGCAUCGCUAGCUGCGGGAUACUGGAAUGCAAUCAUGGGCGGUAUCGUUGAGGGGUGGAGAGGUGUAGGUAGCAGCGACCUUGACGGCCGAAAAUUAUCCGGUUUAGGCCUGAGAGAGGUGGUUAUAAUAUCUCUACCCGGUGACGAUGAGGAGGCCCGUGGUUUGAGGGCAAGGAAAGUAUUAAACUCUCUGGUACACAGAAUCAGGACCGAGGGUAAAUCCGAUGUUGAGAUCUGGCACGGAGGCACAUGGGCACUCGCGGAGGUUCUAGAUGGACUCUCGACCCUUACCUCCACUUCGUCCCUCUUUACACCUUCAGAAUCAAAGCUGCUUCUCGAGAACGUAUUCGAGAAGCUUGUUGGGAAAGAAUUCGUCAACCCCAUUCUACGCCCCGAGCUUACUUCCGAAGCUGCAUCCCGCCUCGUCUCAGCCCUCUCUUCUAGCUCCCAUCUGUUUUCACAGCAGGGCGAUAUACCCGCCAAAACACUCCGCCUUUGGACUGCGAUCAUUGAGGCUUCUCUUGAUCGCAAUGAUGACAUUGUUCUUGCCCAGGCCGUCCCCGCCACAAAGUUUCUCUUUGGAAUCUUGUCCCCUAAAAACCGACAAGCGAUCAUAGAGACUUGGUGCCGGCGUGCAUCUUCUACUGGGAAGAAGAGAGGCUAUGUAUUAGCACUAGGUGAGGUCAUAGGGUUUGUAUAUAGCACCGAUACAGCCUUGAAAGAUAAAAUCGUAGGGACUCUUGUUUCCGCAGCUGAGAGGGACGGCGAAGUUGAGUUGCGUGUAGCGGGUGUUAGAGCUCUAGGCUGUGGGGUUAUCGCCAGGGAAGGUCUGAAGAACGAGGCGGUAGCAAAGGUGGUGCUGAAAGCAUUGGAUGACUAUGAGGUUGACUCGCGAGGAGACGUCGGCUCGUGGGCUAGAGCGGAGGGGAUAAAGGCUAUAUUCGAGAACUGGGGCGGAGAAGGGUGGAAUGGUGAUGUCAAAGGAGUGCCUGAGUGGGAGAUUUUGAAGAGGCUUGUUAGACUGAGUGCGGAACGAUUAGAUAGGAUGCGUGCUCGGGCUUGCGAAGCACUGCUUAAGAUCUCUGCCUCUUGGGAGGAGAGUGAGCUAGAGUCGUACCUUGACCGUCCAAAACUGGCAUCCGAUCUUGCAGCAAACUCAAUAUCCUCAAAAGAGUACUUCCAGGGCGUGAUGCCGCUCCUCCAGCACCCACGCCUCAAGGUCGAGUUCCUAAAAGGCUACGUAACAGCCGCCGGCGCAGGCUCCGACUCACUGCUCAAGACCUCCCGCUCUGUACUCCUCGAAUACCUAACCUCAGUCUCAGCCUCCCCAUCAUCGUACGUAUCGACAAUUGUGGAGACAAUGCUGCAAGUUCUCGAAGAGAACACCAGCGACCGCAUAGUAAUCCCCGCACUUGAAGUCAUUGCUGCCGUUCUCGAAAUGAAGCCUCUCGGCACCCCCGGAACAGGCCCCCAGAUCGAGACGACAGAACUGCUGAAACGGCUGUUCGUCAUGGUGCAAAAGAUCCAAUUCAAGUCCGGAAACCCACUCAAACUGUCUGCUGCAGUGAGGGCAUACUCGGGGAUAAUCAUGGCAGCGGAGUCUGAAGAGCUUAGGAAGAAGGUGCUCGUGAAGCUGGUGAGUAUGCUGCUGCACCCGUUUCCAAAGCUGAGGGAGCUGGUUGCGGAGACGCUGUAUAUCCACGGGCACUUUCUGGGCAGCGAGGCGAUCUGGGGUGCGAGUGGGAGAGGGAAGGAGGAGGUGGUGGAGAAGAUCUUGGUGGAUGGGGAUUGGUUGGGGGGUGUUAAGGAGUUGAGGAAGGGGGUCGGGGUUUUGAAGGGUAUUUUGGAAGCGUAG
Morchella sextelata is the source of this 3564-nucleotide messenger RNA. RefSeq lists its product as uncharacterized. Lineage: Eukaryota; Fungi; Ascomycota; Pezizomycetes; Pezizales; Morchellaceae. Gene Ontology annotation, biological process: post-chaperonin tubulin folding pathway; tubulin complex assembly; microtubule cytoskeleton organization. The record is from RefSeq and is a predicted model, not a curated record. Gene Ontology annotation, molecular function: beta-tubulin binding; GTPase activator activity. The transcript has 3 exons. Bases 1 to 3564 code for a protein of 1187 amino acids.